UACAGCACAGCUAGCUGUGGGGAAAUAAGACAGAAACAACGGGACCCGGUGGGGAACAGAACCUGGUUCUGAAUGGGAGGUGCUGCCUCGGUCUCCUUCUGGGCUGGUCUCAGAUCUGAUCCGCUGUCAUUCAGUAGAUGUGACGGUUCUUCCAGACCCAGCAGGAGAACAAAGGCUCCCUCCAGUUUGAGGAUAAAUGGGACCUGAUGCGCCCCAUCGUCCUGAAGCUGCUGCGCCAGGAGUCCGUCACCAAGCAGCAGUGGUUCGACCUCUUCUCGGACGUCCAUGCGGUCUGCCUGUGGGACGACAAAGGACCCGCUAAGAUCCACCAGGCGCUGAAGGAGGACAUCCUAGACUUCAUCAAGCAGGCUCAGGCACGGGUGCUGAGUCACCAGGACGACACGGCGCUCCUCAAGGCCUACAUCGCGGAGUGGAGGAAGUUCUUCACUCAGUGCGACAUCCUGCCCAAGCCGUUCUGCCAGCUGGAGAUCACUCUGAUGGGCAAGCAGGGCAGCAACAAGAAGUCCAGCGUGGAGGACAGCAUCGUCCGCAAGCUCAUGCUGGACACGUGGAACGAGUCCAUCUUCUCCAACAUCAAGAGCCGUCUGCAGGACAGCGCCAUGAAGCUGGUCCACGCCGAGCGGCUGGGCGAGGCCUUCGACUCGCAGCUCGUCAUCGGAGUACGGGAGUCCUACGUGAACUUGUGCUCCAACCCCGAGGACAAGCUGCAGAUCUACAGGGAUAACUUUGAGAAAGCGUACAUGGACUCCACUGAGAGGUUCUACAGAACCCAGGCGCCGUCCUACCUGCAGCAGAACGGAGUCCAGAACUACAUGAAAUACGCGGACUCAAAGCUGAGGGAAGAGGAGAAACGAGCGCUCCGAUAUCUGGAGACGAGACGCGACUGCAACUCCGUCCAGGCUCUGAUGGAGUGCUGCGUAAACGCUUUGGUGACGUCCUUCAAGGAGACCAUCUUAGCCGAGUGUCCAGGCAUGAUCAAACGAAACGAGACCGACAAGCUCCGCCUCAUGUUCUCCCUGAUGGACAAGGUUCCCAGCGGCAUCGAUCCGAUGCUGAAGGACCUGGAGGAGCACAUCAUGAGCGCCGGCCUGGCCGACAUGGUGGCGUCCGCCGAGACCAUCACCUCGGAUUCAGAGAAAUAUGUGGAGCAGCUGCUGACCCUGUUUAACCGCUUCAGUCGGCUGGUGAAGGACGCCUUCCAGGACGACCCGCGCUUCCUCACCGCCAGAGACAAAGCGUACAAAGCCGUGGUGAACGACGCCACCAUCUUUAAGCUGGAGCUUCCCAUGAAGCAGAAAGGGGUGGGGAUGAAAACUCAGCCGGAGUCCAAGUGUCCGGAGCUGCUGGCCAACUACUGCGACAUGCUGCUGAGGAAGACGCCGCUGAGCAAGAAACUGACCUCAGAGGAGAUCGAGGCCAAGCUCAAGGAAGUGCUUCUGGUUCUGAAGUACGUCCAGAACAAAGACGUGUUCAUGCGGUACCACAAAGCCCACCUGACCCGCCGCCUCAUCCUGGACAUCUCGGCCGACAGCGAGAUCGAGGAGAACAUGGUGGAGUGGCUCCGGGAAGUGGGGAUGCCGGCGGACUACGUCAACAAGCUGGCCCGGAUGUUCCAGGACAUCAAGGUGUCCGAGGAUCUCAACCAGUCCUUCAAGGAGAUGCACAAACACAACAAGCUGGCGCUGCCAGCGGACUCGGUGAAUAUAAAGAUCCUGAACGCGGGCGCGUGGUCGCGCAGCAGCGAGAAGGUGUUUGUGUCUCUGCCCACGGAGCUGGAGGACCUGAUCCCGGAGGUGGAGGACUUCUACAAGAAGAACCACAGCGGCAGGAAGCUGCACUGGCACCACCUCAUGUCCAACGGCAUCAUCACCUUCAAGAACGAAGUGGGCCAGUAUGACCUGGAGGUCACGACCUUUCAGCUGGCCGUGCUGUUCGCCUGGAACCAGCGGCCCAGAGAACGCAUCAGCUUCGAGAACCUGAAGCUGGCCACGGAGCUGCCCGAUGCCGAGCUGCGGCGGACGCUCUGGUCGCUGGUGGCGUUCCCCAAGCUGAAACGCCAGGUUCUGCUGUACGACCCGGCGGUGUCCUCGCCCAAAGACUUCGCAGAGGGAACGGUGUUCUCCGUCAACCAGGAGUUUUCCCUCAUAAAAAACUCAAAGGUCCAGAAGAGAGGAAAGAUCAACCUGAUUGGUCGGCUGCAGCUCACCACCGAGCGAAUGAGAGAGGAGGAGAACGAAGGCAUCGUCCAGCUCCGGAUCCUCAGGACACAGGAGGCCAUCAUCCAGAUCAUGAAGAUGCGGAAGCGCAUCAACAACGCCCAGCUGCAGACGGAGCUGGUGGAGAUCCUCAAGAACAUGUUUUUACCACAGAAGAAGAUGAUCAAGGAGCAGAUCGAGUGGCUGAUAGACCACAAGUACAUAAAGCGGGACGAGACGGACAUAAACACCUUCAUCUACAUGGCGUAGCGCCGUCGGGUCUGGGCUUCCACUGGGCCGGGCCUGAUGGACUCCAGAACAUUCCCUGGACUCCCAAACUGCUGAACAGAACUUUGUUUACUGCAGGGAGGCUCAGUUCAGACGAGACGAAACAAACUUCCUGCCUUAAACCUGUCCACAGAAGAAGAAGCUGCGUCUCUGACGCCGGGUCACCACAGGUUCUACAGAACCACGACCGCGACUACCCUCCUGGUCCGGGUUUGAGGAAGCUGCAGAACCUCUACAGUCCGACCCGAAUCCAGACAACUUGAACUGAAGCGCUGCCACGUUUUCCUCAGAAGUGAUGCUGCUACGUGACCCGGCUGCUCUGGUUCCACACGGUUCUGAUCCGACACGAUCGGAACCGCUGCUCGGAUUCAUUCUGGGUCACCCUCAGAGAAACACUUCAAAAGUCAGAGAGGUGCUGGACCCAAACAAAGGGCUGGCUCCGCCCACAUCCGGCCGCUGGCUCCGCCCACAUCUGGGUUCUGCGCUGCAGAAAACUGAAACGUGAGACUGAAAACGUCUCACUGGAUCAGAAAAUCACCAAAAUAAAAGCAUAAUUAAUUCCUUAAAUUCAAUCCAGAACUCAAACUGAACACACUCUGAUGUUAUUCAAUCCAUAAUUUCUGGUAGUUUUCAUGAUUUCACAAACAAUUGCAAAAUAACAUCGGACCUUUACUCUCCAAAAACACAAAAUCUUACCAGAAAGUAUUUAUUACGAUAAUAUCUCAGUAUAUCUGAAAUAAGACAAAAGUAACUUUCUUUUUACAAGAUACAGCAGCUUGUUUUAAGUCAAUAAUUCCUUAAUAUUGUUGAAUAUUUCUUGUUCCACAGGCAAAUUAUUUCACAUAAAACGUGAGGAAAAUGUCUUAUUUAUUGAAAACAAUCUCCUAUAUGUUGCUGCAAAGGUUACUUUUGUGUUGUUAUUUUUUUUAUUUCAAGUGUAAUAACAUAUUUGCAUUUGAAAAUUGACAAAAAUACUUUUUACAGUGUAGAACGUAAUGCGGAUCAUUAUUCCUACUGAGCGGGUCUGGACCGUUUGAAAUCCUGCAUCAAAACGAACAGAAACAGAAGCUAGAAAUGUGUAAUAAAUGUGAGUUUCACUUAUUACAUAUAAAAAACAGUUUUUAAAUAAUUUUCUGAUUUAUUAAGAUGAGUUUAUUUAAUGAUAAAUAGACCCGGUUCUGGUCUUUGGUGAACUGGGUUUCAUGGUGCGUUCCAGUUGCGCUCAGAAGUCAGUUCAAAGAUGGCCGCAUGCAUACAGAAAGCAGUGGCAGCUGCAGAAAUAAAGAAUUUAUUUUUUUUCCUAUGUUGCUUUGGCAUCUAAUUAAAACUUUUAGAAAACAGGUCUUGAGUUUUUCCAUGGUGGCAGCCAUUUUGAAAUGACCUCUAAGUUUCUGAGACCCAGUUCCAUCUUUAGUUCUGUUGUCAAGUUUCAGUUGAAACCGAAAAAUCCAGACUUCCCAGAACAAACUGAACGCACCGUAACUUAAAUAGCCCAUAAAGGAUCAAUUUGAACAUUUAAUAAUCAAUAAUGCUGUUAAAAUUACAAAAUCAUGAUUUAAUCAUUUUUUAAUUAAUUUAGAUGAAAUCAAUCUACUUUUGUCUUGGUGCUUUUAUGUUUUUCAUUUAGCAGCAUCAGAACCAUCUGUGGGCGAAACGGCUUUGACCCGAUUGGGUCCGGACUGGUCCAGAGUGAAGAGGACUUAGAGUUUAAACAGAGGCUGAAGGCUUAGUAUGGAGAUAACGCUCAGUACCCGGGGUCAGAGGGCGGAGCCAGAGAGGGCGGAGUCGGGUUUGGGGCAGAACCCUGGUCUCUAGGAGGCUGACGUCAGUAUUACAGAACCGAUCCAAUGUAUCAGGAGCAGGGGGCGGGGCCAGAUGUGAAUAAUGGAACAAAUAAAUAAACAGCACCUUAUUAUGAGAUAUUGUACAAGUGUGUCUUUGAUCGUGGCUCAGAGAGCUCAGGUUGGUUCAUGUUUCAUUUGUUUAUUUAUUCUCUGUUUAGUUUCUCUUCACCUUUGAAAAUGAUCAAAUAAGCUGUUUUAGAAUCAACCCAAUAAAAGCUUUGCUUACAAAAAA
This is a messenger RNA of Gambusia affinis (western mosquitofish), 4580 nucleotides long. RefSeq names its product cullin-5-like. Gene Ontology annotation, biological process: protein ubiquitination; SCF-dependent proteasomal ubiquitin-dependent protein catabolic process. Lineage: Eukaryota; Metazoa; Chordata; Actinopteri; Cyprinodontiformes; Poeciliidae. The coding region runs from base 207 to 2486 and encodes 759 amino acids. The transcript is spliced from 19 exons. The record is from RefSeq and is a predicted model, not a curated record. Gene Ontology annotation, molecular function: ubiquitin protein ligase binding. Gene Ontology annotation, cellular component: SCF ubiquitin ligase complex; Cul5-RING ubiquitin ligase complex.